This is a messenger RNA of Apis mellifera (honey bee), 6766 nucleotides long. RefSeq names its product serine-rich adhesin for platelets. The record is from RefSeq and is a predicted model, not a curated record. Gene Ontology annotation, biological process: carbohydrate metabolic process; chitin catabolic process. Gene Ontology annotation, molecular function: chitinase activity; chitin binding. Lineage: Eukaryota; Metazoa; Arthropoda; Insecta; Hymenoptera; Apidae. Gene Ontology annotation, cellular component: extracellular region.
CGGACGGUCCCACGGAGGUGGAGGUGGAGGCAACCCAUGAAAGUAACAGUGGCCUCUCCGUCCUCUGCACAACGCUCAGUCUCGCUCUCCUCGCACCGGUGUACGGUGCUCGCGGUUGCUCUCGGGUGUCCUUUCGGCGCGUUCGUCGGGUGCGCUGGUAACGUCGCGUCCUACGUUAACGGCACAGUGCGCGAUGUGCUCGACUUGAGCCUCUCGACGAUCUCGACAUCACCACGGUUGUUUUGUAAAGGCUGCAAAACGACGAAAAUGGAUUGGGAGAACCGAACGGUGUCACUGUUGCUUUGCCUAAGUAUUCUACUCGCGACGAUUCAUAACGGCAAUGCCGAGCGUAAGAUCGUAUGUUAUUACACGAACUGGUCCAUUUAUCGACCGGGUACCGCCAAGUUUUCGCCCCAAAACAUCAAUCCCUAUUUAUGCACCCACUUGAUCUACGCUUUCGGCGGGUUCACCAAGGACAAUGCUUUGAAACCUUUCGACAAGUAUCAAGAUAUCGAGAAAGGUGGAUACGCCAAGUUCACCGGUUUAAAAACAUACAACAAGAAUCUGAAAACCUUAUUGGCCAUCGGUGGCUGGAACGAAGGCUCGAGCAGGUUCUCGCCUAUGGUAGCCGACGCUGGCAGAAGGCGAGAAUUCGUCAAGAACGCGAUCAAGUUUCUUCGAAAGAAUCAUUUCGACGGUCUCGAUCUCGACUGGGAAUAUCCCGCGUUUAGAGACGGUGGAAAGCCUCGGGACAAGGACAAUUACGCCAACCUGGUGCAGGAACUGAGGGAGGAGUUCGAGAGGGAAGCUUCGAAGACCGGAAGGCCGAGACUUUUGCUCACGUUGGCGAUGCCGGCCGGCAUCGAGUACAUCGACAAAGGUUACGAUAUACCCAGAUUGAACGAAUACUUGGAUUUCAUCAAUCUCCUCUCCUACGAUUACCAUUCGUCUUACGAGCCUGCGGUCAAUCACCACGCCCCCCUCUAUCCCCUGGAGGAGGACAACGAGUACAACUACGACACCGAAUUGACGAUCGAUUACACCGUUAAUUAUCUGCUGAAGAAAGGUGCCUCCUCGGACAAGAUAAUUCUAGGGAUUCCCACGUAUGGAAGAUCCUACACGCUUUUCAAUCAAGACGCAACCGAUCUAGGAUCACCGGCAGAUGGGCCGGGAAUCGAGGGCGACGCUACUCGAGAAAAAGGCUAUCUUGCUUAUUACGAGAUUUGCGAGAGUUUGGCGCAAUCGGACGAAUGGGAAGUGGUGGAGCCUAAUCCUGACGCGAUGGGCCCUUACGCGUUCAAGGGGGAUCAGUGGGUAGGUUACGACGACGAGGAUAUAGUGAGAUUAAAAGCGAGAUACGUGAACGAGAAGAAGUUGGGAGGAAUAAUGUUCUGGACGAUCGACAACGACGAUUUCCGGGGGAAAUGUCACGAUCGGCCGUAUCCCCUGAUCGAGGCGGCGAAAGAGACCCUCUUGUCCGACGCCACGGACACUGUUCGAAAGUCGAAACCGGUCGAGGGACGCAAAAAGUCUCGGAUUCAAGGGACUCGAAGCGACGCAGAGAGAAGGAAAAAUGGCGGACGAGGCGGCACAACUGCGACACCUGUCUCGAAAAAUCGAGUUCCCACUUCGUCCAGGCCGAGAUAUCGAACGUUCACGCGGCCGCGAGCGAGCGAGCCGGACGAGGAGGAAGGGGGGCGAGUAGAUAGACGAUCCUACGAUCCUGCGUCCGAGGACGAGGAGAGGCAGGGGAGGGAGGAGGAAGAGGAGAAUUCGGAGAGAGGGAACGCGGUUAGCGGGGCGAACAAGCGCGAAAGAUCUAGAGACGGGAAGAAAAGUAGAGGGGGGAAAAAUCGAUCGAGUUCGAGCAGGAAUCGUAGAAAGCAAGUUCGUCGUAAAGAAGAGGGAAACAAUGGCCUCGAUUCGAAGGAGGAAUCGUUGAGUAAUAAACUGACUACCCCGGAACCACCGACCACUCCCGAUCCUGGAACAGAUUUCAAGUGCGAGGACGAAGGAUUUUUCUCCCACCCUCGAGACUGCAAAAAAUAUUUCUGGUGCUUGGACAGCGGCCCGGGAGGUUUGGGCGUGGUUGCGCAUCAAUUCACCUGCCCUUCCGGAUUGGUGUUCAACAAGGCAGCCGACUCCUGCGACUAUCCCCGCAACGUCGCGUGCCCGAAAUCGAAGACGCCGUCGUCGUCGGCGUCGACGACAAGGGCGCCGAUAACAGCCGCCACGAGCCGCACCACUUACCUAUACAGCACCACCACGCGGCGACCUUCCACGGCGAAACCGGAUCCGGAGGAAGAAUACGAGUAUUACGAGGACGAAGACGAGGAGGAAGAAGAAGGGGAGGAGGAGGAAGAGAAAGAGGAAGCCAAGGUGACCUCCACUCCCAAAACGCUUUUGUACAAAACGAUCACCAGGAACAACAAGCCUAGCACUACGAGUACUACUACCACUACUACGACGACAACAACGGAGGCGGCUUUCACGACUUCGAAAUCGAUCGAUUCGGAGGAUGAAGAGGAUCCCAAGGUUAUAAAGGAGCUGAUAACGUUGAUCAAGAAAGCGGGUGGCAUAGAGCAAUUGGAGAAGCAGUUGUUGCUUCAAGACAAAAAUUCGAACGAGAGCUCGGCGAACUCUGGCGGAGAGAGUGCUACACCAGCUACCAUAAGUCGCAGCUUGUACGAGCGCGUGUUGAACCGUCAGGCUGGUAAAGUCACGAGCAGGCAGAGAUCUUCGACGAAUACGAAUUUCGCGAAUGGGCCAGGGAGGGCGCAGUUCGAGGGAUUGGAAGAGGUUCCAGAGGUGAAGGGGUUGAGACGAUCGCAGAAACCGAAAUACGUGACCAUCGAGAGACCAAAGCAUUCGACGAAGGAACCGCCAUUGGACGGGGAAGAGGUGGAGGAAGAGGAGGAGGAUCUGGACGGAGACAACACGGACGUGGCCUCUUCCGAGGAGCAAACGAUUAGCAAUCCUUUCCUAACCGGCUCGACGCAGAGGGCGACGCCUAAUUACAUCGAUAUAAGACGCCCUCGACCCUCGACUUCGAGGAAAGACGAGAACGACGUUGAGGAGAAGAGCAAGGAUGGAGGAGAGGGGGAAGCGCCAAUUCGACGCCGCCGUCCAGGUGAGUCUUCACUUUCGCACGAGAAUGAAAAAAAAUCUAAAUCAAAUAUCCGCAAAAUUAACAGCAAAACGAGCUCAACCGAAAAUGUUAGAGACGAGGAAUCUCGUUCAUCCACGAGCGAAGAAAACUCGCAAACGACUAAAUCCAGAUACGUGAGCGUGCAAAGAUUCAGGAGCACGACUCCCCAAACGACGGAGGCUGUUUCGGAGAUUGUUGCAUCGACCACGGAAUCGAUCGAACCGUCGAAAAUCGGCGACGAGAAAAUAGAUACGACGACCAGCCCGUCAACGAAUACCUUACCUUGGAUCGGUUCGUCCUCGACGCCCAACGACGACAUCAUCCCCGUUGAAACGGAGGCGGGAAGAACGGAAGAAACUGAGACGGAGAGAGCGAUCCUCUCGACGACUUCGGAGUCGAGCUCGACCACCGACUCCGUGAAACUCGUGGAAGAUUCGGUGACGGAGAUCCUGUUGACCACGGCGCCAGCGAGCUUGUCCACGUUGUCGAUUCCGAAUACGAGGAUCAGCACCGCGUCGGUAUCUCAGCCGAGGCCGUUCGGCUUUAACCGAAGAAACAGGCCGUCGUCGACCGAGCCCACGACCACCACCACCACCGUCACCACUCCAUUGCCACCGUCCAACGAUCAGACGAGGUCCAAGGUGGCCAACACGGAAGUCAAUAGACUGCCAACCCUCAAGGAACUAAUCGGUUAUCAAACGAACAAUUACAUCGCCACCGGUCCAUCGUCCGUAUUCUUGAAUUUGUUUCCUCUCGCAGCGAAAAGCGAAGAGGUUAUGUCGCACGAGAAAAAUAUCGAUCGCGUUCUCGAAGAGGUUAUCAUUGAAAAGAAUACGAUUUUCAACGAUACAGAACUUAGAUCUUGGAACAAGCACGAUGACGGGAUAGAAAAUGAUUUUCAAUCAGAUUUAACCGUGGAUGGUGUAGACGCAUAUUACGUCGAGGACGAUACUUCGUUCGCUAACAAGAAGAGAAUCGAUCGUGAAGAUUCAUCAGAAAUCAAUCUGAAGCCUACCACUAUGCGUGGCAUUCCAUUGAUCAACUUGCUGCACAACCAAGUUCCGCGUGGUUUUUACGUGACUAGAAGCGAAAUGGAACAUUCAACAUCGAAAAGAGUAAAGAUCGACGCGUUAACCACCGAAUUUACCACCUUGUCUGUAGAGACUAACGAAACUAUUUCUUCUGGGAUUUCUUCUGAAAAAGUUGGACAACCUGAUAUAGAUGGAAAAGUGAUUACCGAUCUCGAGCACGAUAAAAACACCGAAAAAAAUCUUGAGUCUGACGUUACCACAACUUUUAAUACCAAAUUAUCCAUGAAAAAUAAUAGAGAUGGAACUAGAGUCGAGGGUAGAGUGGAAAGCACAUCUGUUUCAACGGAUCAAGUCCAAAUAGAGAAAGAUGUAUCAUCGAUAAUAAAAUUCACCGAGAUUUCAAUUCCGAAAGAAAACGUAACAAAUUCUUCGAUUUCCAUAUCUUUAACCGAUUCGUCACCUUCUACGCUUACCUCCCAAUCUUCUAAUGAAUCCGAGAUUAUUAAUUCUACGACCGAAAAAUCCAUAACCAAUGAUCACAAUACUCCUUCCAUUUUGAAUAUUGUAAUUCCUAUAACCACGAUACCGUCCGAUAUUACGACUGAUACAAACUUAUUAGAAUCAAAUGUAACAGAAUUAUGUAUGGAGAAUACAACGCAUUCUGCGGAUUUAGAAAACAGCUAUUCGAUAAAUUGUCAAAAUGCAGGAAAAUCUACAAAAAAUGACGAAGAAUUCAAAUCGACUUUAUCGACCACGACGCUUUCUUCGACUAGCACCGUGGAAACGUCGAUUACCGACACGACGAUCAAUGUGUUCAACAACCACGAUGAAAAGAGUAAAUUUACUUCGAAUUACGAAUUCGGUCAUAAAUUUCGGAGACGUGGCCAGAAUCGUUAUCACGUGAAUCGAUUGAACAAAGAUCAAGAGAAUUCAACGAAAGUAGUCGAAAGAACGCAAAAUUCUCGUCGUAAAAUUAUAGGUUAUAGAAGACCGCUACGCAGGCCUGUUUCCAAUGGUAAAGCCGCGAACGACUCGUUCGUUUACGAAGUAACUACUUUGAAAGAAACGAAAGUGAAUGAUUCCGUGAGAAAUGUAAAUGAUUGGAAAGACAUGAACAAAGAAGAAACAAAUGUGGAAAAGAAGUUAAUAUCAAAGGCAAAUCAAACAGGAAACGAAGCUGUUUUCGACGAAGAACAUCUUCGGAUUAAGGAGAAUAUCGAUCGAUCCAAAUCCGAGGUGAAUUCCUCGAAGAAUACGGUAACAUCUCGUACACCAGGAAAUUUGUCGUCGACCAGAUUGAGAAAACCCACUGCAUUCACUUUGACGCCAUUGCAAAGCAAAACUACACAGCAAAACACAUUCGCGAAUCAUCGAAAGACUCAUCUGACCGAUGGAAAAUUACAAACCGUUGUUAACGAAACAUUGGAUACCGUGGAUGAAAGAACGGAAACUUCGAAACCUGAGAAAGAUAUCGAUCAAAAUAGUAGAGCGCAAGAAAUCGCGGUCACAUUGGCGGAUCCACCGUCCGUGCAAUCAUCAACCACCGGUCGACCAUCGUUACGGAACGCCCUGAAGCGCAAAAUAAGCACUACGGUUGCACCUAGAACAGAUGCAACGACAAGCAGGGCUAGCCUCAGGUUUACACCGGCUCUCAAUGAACGACAGAAGCCGAGAACGAAGGAUGAUAAAACUCGUCGAAACUCGACGACGACGACAACAAGGCCUAGACAACGACCGCCUGUUGUCGAUUACGAUUAUUACGAGGAUGAGGAGGAACCGGUGAUCGGAAGAUCAACUUUCAAUGGAAAACUCUUUCUCACGAGUAAAGGAACUUUUCGAUGCUUGGACCAAGGCAAUUUUCCUCACCCUUACUCUUGUAAAAAAUUCGUUACUUGCGCCAGAAUGGUAAACGGAUUGGUGAUCGGUGCCGAGUACACUUGCCCUGACAGGUUAUCUUUCGACCCAGUCGGUGGUAUCUGCAAUUGGUCAGCUGGACUUGGCUGCAAAGAAUAAUUUCUUUUGAAUUGUCGAUCGAACGAUAAUUAUUACGAAAAAUAUUGAAUAUUUUAAUCCGAACGAAACAUAAAGUCACUUUUCUUCUAUCGAAUCGAUCGUACAACGAGACGGAAUGAUCUUUUUUUUUCAUUUUUACGAACACGUGUAGCCAUAACCAAUAGAAAUGAAGCAUGGUGAUAUUAUCGUUAAUGAAAAGUUUGUAAAUAUUAUAGUUACUGUAUAUACGUAGAUUUAGCUUGCGUUACCAACUUAAUAAUUUAAAUAAAGGUUGGUAUAUACAUUUAGUAUCGAAAAAGAUUAACGAAAUCUUUUAUCUCUCUCUUAAGAUUAUAUGUAAAAUAUUUCUUACGAACUCGAUCGAAAGAUUGAAUCACGGAUAUAUUAUAUAUAUAUAUAUAUUUAUAUAUAUAAUACAUUUUGUAUUUGGAAUAAAAGCAUCCAUUUUUAACCACACUGUUAGAAAUUUUUAUUUAAAUAUUUUUUUGUUAUUAUUUCGCCCACUUGAUAUGACGCAUACUAGGAUACGUUAAAAACAAUUAUACCCAAUCUUUACGCUUUUUUUUUUUUUUUU